This is a messenger RNA of Synchiropus splendidus (mandarinfish), 10674 nucleotides long. Its product is annotated as teneurin-3. Gene Ontology annotation, biological process: heterophilic cell-cell adhesion; signal transduction; neuron development. The record is from RefSeq and is a predicted model, not a curated record. The coding region runs from base 2447 to 9802 and encodes 2451 amino acids. The transcript has 29 exons. Lineage: Eukaryota; Metazoa; Chordata; Actinopteri; Syngnathiformes; Callionymidae. Gene Ontology annotation, molecular function: cell adhesion molecule binding; protein homodimerization activity; protein heterodimerization activity. Gene Ontology annotation, cellular component: neuron projection; membrane.
CUUGACCAGUCGCAACUAUCGUAACCAUUAGUCAACUUGACUGCCUUUGACUCGACUGUAUAGUGUUUGCACAACACUUGUAUAGUGUUAACUACAGUUUUUAAACUGAACAAAAUGUAGUUUGAAUUAGUUAGCAGUUGGCGACUAAUCGACUAGUCAUUUACAGAAACUCCGGAUUAAAACUCCUACAUAACUGCCAUCUGGUGCAGUCGAUUACGGUUCACCAUUGUAUGGAUGCACAGUCGUCGCCACUUUCAAACAGCUACAACCGCGUCUUGUAGCACAAGCUGUUCGCCAUGUUUGAAUGCUGUGAAUAUACAAGAUGUCAGCUUCAAUAGUCAAUCAUCUGGGUUUGCGACAUCUCAUUGUAUGGCGCCACAGAACGAAGCGCGAUGCUAUCAAGGCACAUUGUUACGAGUGUUUCUUUCAACAGGAUGUUUGGUCUUUGUGAACAUGUGUGUUCUGCGCGCUGCAAUGUUGUGCCGUCUAUUGGCAAUCAAGCCAAUAAUAGUGGAUCAAAACAGGCUUUAUAUAGCCUCUGCUGACAGUGUGGCGGUAAUGAAUGAUCUCUGUUGUUCUCAUUGUUCUGCCGUUCAGGCUCAUCUGUGAUGAAAAUAUCAAAGUGUGUUGCUACCAAGGUUUAUCUUCGUCCUGUUGUGACUUUAUUGCUUUCGUCUGCAGGUGCGCGCGUUACUGUGUGUUCAGUUGCAGAUAAUAGGAUUUAAAAGCCACUAGAUGCUUGUGAUGCUUUAUUGAAUUUUGUCAAACUGGAGGAACGUCGAUCUUGUAGGUGCCCUGCAGCAUGAAAAUUCAGAGGAAAAAAAAGACUCAGCACAAGAGCUGUUACUGUUACAGUUGUCCAUCUGUGCAUCUUAAUCCAUGCAAGGUUCUGCUAAUGGGUCAGUGUCGCUGUACAGCUGUGUGAAAGGAUAGUUCUGAAUCUUAAUUGUCUCUUUUUUCCCUAAGCACUCUGGUUUCCUCUCAUAGUCAGCAGAAAAUGUGACUGGAUUUAUAUAUUUCCUAUAAUGUAUAGGUAAGCAAAACGCUAUCUUAGCUGAUGUUUGCUAAAUUUAACACUAGGUUUUCAAUUAUUACCAUCUUUUUGGGGAAAUAUCUCAAUAGUUUUGUAGGUAUCUACGAUAUGAGUCACGUUUUAGAUGUAUAUGAACAUUGCUGUGAAACACUGCAUCCAUUUUGUUCUAUCAUGCCUUCAAUGUUGUUGUUUUUAAUGUCUUAUGAUUAAGUUAUUCAGCAUGUUAGAGUCAAAAAAAGUUGAAGAUGAUAUUUAGCAGAAGACGUCUGACUCCCUUUGCCUUCCUGGAGUUCCACUUGUCUUAUAUAUUUGCAAAAUGUCCUCUCUGAUCCCUUUGAUCAAUCAGUAGAAAUGGCUGAAGUCAAGGUAGGAACUGGUCUGUUUGAUGGUUGCCAUGUGAAGCUGCUUGAUUUAAUGGCUGCACGUGUGUGUUUUUACUGGGUGGAAGGAAUACAUGUAGCCACCGCUGGCAAAGGCGCUGGUCUGUGCUGAUGGUCAAAAUGGAGAGAAGAAAAGUUUGAGCGCUGGUUAACGCCACCCUCAUGAAUUCCCGAGGUUUCAUGUCAAAGGCUGUUUCUUUGGACACCUUCCCAGAUUUGUGUUUUAACAGCGGCAGCUCCCUCCUUCCACUCCAUCCCUCCCUCCCUCCCUCCCUCCCCUGUUCUCCUCUGUUCUCCCGCUACUUCUUUAGACGGGUAAACAGGCACGCAAAAGCUCCUCAGCCUAUCAUCUGUGACCGCCGCAACAGCCAGACAGCGUAACACGAUCCAUGAUAGAGUGGUGCAAAUCGCCCAUUGCUCUCGUCUACCAUCUCGCACAAGGAGGGGGAGAAGCCCACCAGAAAGGCUGAGUAGAAAGAGAAGAAGAAGAAAAAAAAAAGAGGAGGAGGUAUAGAGCCUGUGGAUACGGCUGCAGCGGCGACUAGAACGAGGCUGGUGUGACUUUCCGGUCCACUAGGUUUUAACCCUUUUGACGGUGCUCCAGUGGCUUCCAUGUGGUAGCGCAGUAGUGCAGCAGCGGUGGAGCAAGAGGAGGAGACCGGCUGCGCUUCUAUAGAGGAAAAGCUACAUCGCAGCUGGAAAAGUGGAUCAUCAUUCUGUGAAGCACCAGUCUCCUGAAGGCGAUUGUCUGUCCAGCCAGCAAGGCCCACCUCCGCUGCCACCAGCCCCGCCCCCUCACAAGCAGCACCCCUCCAUCACGUCCCUGAGCCGCGGCUCGCUGGCCAAUCAGAGGGGCCCGAGCCCGCCGCCCUCAGCCGGCCUGGCGGCCGACUUGCAGAGCACGGCGGAAUGCGUCCAGCUGCAGGACAGCUGGGUCCUGGGCAGCAAUGUGGCCCUGGAGAGCCGGCACUUUCUUUUUAAGACGGGCACAGGAACAACACCUUUCUUUGGCGCCGCAGCUCCAGGCUACACCAUGGCCACCGGGACGGUUUACUCCACCCCGGCUCGCCCGCUGCCCAGAAACAGCCUGUCCAGAGGGGCGUUCAAGUUCAAGAAGUCCCCGAAACACUGCUCCUGGAAGUGCACGGCUCUCAUCGCUGUGGGCGUCGCCGUGGUGCUGUCAAUCAUCCUCUGCUACUGCAUAGCCAUGCACCUUUUAGGCCUGAACUGGCAGCUGCAGGAGGUGGAGAACCAGCCGGCGUUCGAGAAUGGAGGCGGCGGGAAGAACAGCCCGACUCAGACCAGCAUAGUAACUGCUCUGGCUGCUGACGGUCGCUCUGGCGUCCUUCAUCAGGAGAACAACUCUAUUGACACCGGACAAGUGGAUGUAGGGAAGAGGGCUGCUCAAAGUGUUCCGCCUGGAGUCUUCUGGCGUUCCCAAGUCAGCAUGGAACAACCCCGCUUCGUCAAGUUCAACAUUUCAGUCCAGAAGAACGCUUUGAUCGGGGUCUACGGAAGAAAAGGCCUUGCACCUUCCCACACUCAGUAUGACUUUGUGGAGUUGUUGGACGGCAGCCGACUCAUCGCCAAAGAGCACCGUGCUGCCGGUGAACCAGAGAAAAGGGCCCGGGUGGAGCACCAGGUCGCAGUGCAUCAAGCGGGAUUCAUCCAGUACCUAGACUCCGGCGUGUGGCACUUGGCCUUCUACAAUGAUGGUCGGAGUGUGGAGGCCGUCUCCUACAACACCAUCAUCCAGGAGUCUGUCACCGAGUGCCAGCACAACUGCUACGGCAACGGAGAGUGCGUCGCUGGAUCAUGUCACUGCUUCCCGGGAUUCAUCGGACCGUACUGCUCCAGAGCUGCUUGUCCAGUCCUCUGCAGUGGAAACGGCCAGUACACCAGGGGGCGGUGCCAAUGCUACAGCGGCUGGAAGGGCACCGAGUGUGAUGUGGCGUCCUCCCAGUGUAUCGACCCCCAGUGUGGAGGGCACGGCGUGUGCGUGUCAGGCAACUGUGUGUGCAACACCGGCCACAAAGGAAGCAACUGUGAACAAGUGGACUGUGUGGACCCGAAGUGUUCGGGUCACGGAACUUGUCACCACGGUGAGUGCCACUGUAACCCCGGCUGGGGAGGGAUCAGCUGCGAGAUUUUGAGGAGCACUUGUCCGGAGCAGUGCUCCAGUCAUGGCACCUUCAGCACUGACUCAGGGACCUGCGUCUGUGAGGCCAACUGGACCGGGGCCGACUGCUCUAUCGAGGUGUGCGUGGUGGACUGUGGUCCCCACGGUUCUUGUGUCAGCGGUGUGUGUCACUGCGAGGAAGGCUGGGCAGGACCGGAAUGCGAGCAGAGGGACUGUCACCCACGCUGCAUUGACCACGGAGUCUGUCGGGAGGGCAAGUGUGACUGCCACCAGGGCUGGACUGGGGAGCACUGCACCAUAGCCCUGGAUUCAAGAGUAUCAGGAGCAGUCAAGAUAGGAUAUAAAGACGGCUGCCCUGGGCUCUGCAACAACAACGGGAGGUGCGUCCUGGAUCAGAACGUCUGGCACUGCAUCUGCCAGUCAGGAUGGAGAGGCCUGGGAUGCGACGUGGCGACGGAAACACUCUGCUCAGAUGGCAAGGAUAAUGAGGGAGACGGGCUUGUCGACUGCAUGGACCCCGACUGCUGCGCUCAGAUGGCCUGCCAAAGUCAGAGCUACUGUCGCGGGUCGCCCGACCCCGCUGUCAUCGUCGGGCAAGGUCAGGGCAUCGCACCUCAGCCCACCUCCAAGGGCUUCUACGACAGAGUCAGUUUUCUGAUCGGACCCAGCGGCAGUCAUGUGAUCCCGGGAGAAAACCCGUUUAAUGGCAGCUUGGCAUCAGUCAUCCGGGGUCAGGUCCUCACAGGAGACGGGACGCCGCUGAUCGGAGUCAACGUGUCGUUCCUGCACUACCCAGAGUUCGGCCACACCGUCACCAGACAGGAUGGAAUGUUCGACCUCUUGGCAAACGGAGGAGCUUCGCUGACGCUCAGUUAUGAGCGUGCCCCCUUCCCCACGCUGCACCGGACAGUCUGGGUUCCCUGGAAUGUUUUCCACGUGAUGGACACGGUGGUGAUGAAAAGGGACGAGAACAACAUUCCCAGCUGCUACCUGACGGGUCUGAUCAGGCCCGACCCGGUCAUCGUGGCGACGCCCCUUUCCACGCUCUAUAAGACCUCACCCGAGGACAGCCCCAUCAUCCCGGAGACCCAGGUUCUUCACGAACAAGUGGCCAUACCGGGCUGCGACCUUAACCUGGUCUACCUGAGCUCCAGGGCGACUGGCUACAAGCCCAUCCUCAAAGUGCUCCUGACUCCAGAGCGACUGCCCUUUGGCCUGAUGAAGGUGCACCUGAUGGUGGCCGUCAUGGGCCGGCAGUUCCAGAAGUCCUUCCCGGCCUUCGCCGACCUCUCCUACACCUUCAUCUGGGAUAAAACAGACGCCUACAACCAGAAGGUCUUUGGCCUGGCGGAGGCUGUCGUGUCGGUGGGAUACGAGUACGAGUCCUGCCUGGACCUGGUGCUGUGGGAGAAGAGGACGGCCGUGCUGCAGGGGUACGAGCUGGAUGCCUCCAACAUGGGAGGAUGGAUGCUGGACAAGCACCACAUUUUGGACGUUCAAAAGGGUAUUCUUUACAAAGGCAGUGGCGAGAACCAGUUCAUCUCCCUCCAGCCGCCUGUGAUCUCCACCAUCAUGGGAAACGGACGCCGUCGAAGCAUCUCGUGCCCAAGCUGCAAUGGACAAGCCCAAGGCAACAAGCUGCUGGCUCCGGUGGCUCUAGCGUGGGGCAUCGAUGGAAGCCUCUAUGUGGGGGAUUUCAACUACAUCCGCCGCAUCUACCCUUCUGGCAAUGUGACAAGUAUCAUGGAGCUCAGAAAUAAAGACUUUAGACACAGCAACAACCCGGCUCACCGUUACUACCUGGCCACCGAUCCCGUCUCUGGACAGCUCUAUGUGUCCGACACAAACUCCCGAAGGAUCUACAGGCCCAAAACAUUAACCGGCACCAAGGAUCUUCAGUCCAACGCAGAGGUGGUGGCAGGAACUGGGGAGCAUUGUCUGCCCUUCGACGAAAACCAGUGUGGCGAUGGAGGGAAAGCUCCGGAGGCUUCGCUCACGGGACCAAAAGGCAUCGCCGUGGACAAGAACGGACUGAUUUAUUUCGUGGACGGCACAACCAUCCGUAAGGUGGACCAGAAUGGCAUCAUCUCCACUUUCCUGGGCUCCAACGACUUAACAUCGGCCCGACCUCUGACCUGCGAUAAUAGCAUGGACAUCAAUCAGGUGAUUUUGGAAUGGCCCACUGAUCUGGCUGUCAGCCCCAUGGACAACUCUCUCUACGUCCUGGACAACAACAUUGUUCUACGCAUCACAGAGAAUGGCCAAGUGAGCAUCGCAGCAGGACGUCCCACCCACUGUCCGUUAGCUGGGCUGGAGCGCGGCAUGGCCGCUGGUCAACGGGCACAGCUUACACCUCUGGAAUCGGCAGUUUCCAUAGCCAUUUCCUUCCAUGGCACCAUCUACAUAGCUGAGACAGAUGAGAGAAAGAUGAGUCGGAUACGGAAGGUGUCUGUGGAUGGCGAGAUCACACACCUGGCGGGAAUUCUGUCUGACUGCGACUGCAAGAAUGACGCCAACUGCGAUUGUUAUCAGACCGGGGAUGGCUACGCCAAAGAUGCAAGACUGAAUGCGCCUUCGUCUUUGGUGGCAAGUCCCGAUGGAACUCUCUACAUCGCAGACCUGGGCAACAUACGAAUACGGGCCAUUUCCAGAAAUGGUCCCACGCUAACGUCCAACAAUGGGUAUGAAGUGGCAUCACCAGAUGCACAGGAACUCUACAUGUUUGACAACAAUGGCACUCACCAGCACACAGCCAGCCUGCUGACUGGCGACUUGAAGUAUACGUUCAGCUACAGCACUGACAACGACAUCACAGCCAUCACGGACAGCAGCGGCAACACCUUGAGAAUCCGCAGAGAUCCCAACCGGCUGCCAGUGCGCGUAGUUGCUCCGGACAACCAGGUUAUCUGGCUAACCAUGGGCACCAAUGGUGGACUGAAGACGCUCACCGCCCAGGGUCAAGAGCUGGUGCUUCUGACAUACCACGGUAACAACGGCUUGCUGGCCACGAAGACCUCAGAGAUCGGCUGGACAACUUUCUACGACUAUGACGGUGAAGGACGGCUAAUGAAUGUGACGUUCCCCACCGGAAUGGUGAACAACUUGUAUGCAGACACCUACAGUGCUCUGACAGUAGACAUCGAAAGUUCCCUGACGGAUGAGGAAAUCAGCAUCACCACCAACACCUCCAGCAUCCGUGCGUUCUACACACUCUCGCAGGACCAAUGUAAAAGCAGUUUUCAAGUCGGGUUCGACAACUCACUUCGGAUCACCUACGCAAACGGGAUGGACACCCACUACCAGACAGAGCCACACAUCCUGGCCGGUGCUGCCAACCCCACUGUUGCCCGACGCAACAUGAGCCUGCCAGGAGAGAGCGGGCAGAACCUGGUGGAGUGGCGCUUCCGCAAGGAACAAGCGAGAGGGAAGGUUAUCGUCUUCGGGCGCAAGCUAAGGGUAAAUGGACGCAACAUUCUCUCGGUUGAUUAUGAUCGCACCCUGAGGACGGAGAAGAUUUACGACGACCACAGGAAGUUCCUCUUAAAAAUUAUAUACGACACAGCAGGCCACCCGGUGCUGUGGCUGCCCAGCAGCAAGCUGCUGCCGGUGAAUGUGAGCAGAACCAGCAGCGGGCUCAUCAGCGCCUUGCAGAGAGGUCCAACUACAGAGAGACUGGAGUAUGACGGCCAAGGCCGUCUGGUGUCCCGUGUGUUCGCUGAUGGGAAGAUAUGGAGUUACACCUACCUGGAGCAGUCCAUGGUUCUCCUGCUCCACAGUCAACGACAGUACAUAUUUGAUUUCGACUCCCUGGACCGCUUGUCUGCCGUCACAAUGCCAAGCGUAGCACGUUACACCAUGCAAACAGUCCGGUCUGUGGGCUACUACCGUAACCUGUACCACCCUCCAGAGAGCAACGCGUCAGUAGCAGUGGACUACAGUGAAGAUGGUCUUCUAUUGAGAAUAGCACACCUCGGCACUGGACGGAGAAUACUCUACAGAUACCGGCGUCAGAACAAACUCUCCGAGAUCCUUUAUGACAGCACCAGAGUCAGCUUCACCUACGAUGAAACAGCUGGGGUCCUGAAAACAGUCAACUUGCAAAAUGAAGGUUUCAUUUGCUCCAUACGUUACCGGCAGGUGGGUCCAUUAGUGGACCGGCAGAUUUUCCGCUUCAGCGAGGACGGAAUGGUCAACGCAAGAUUCGACUACACCUACGACAACAGCCUACGGGUAACGAGUGUGCAGGGCGUCAUCAAUGAAACCCCACUUCCCAUCGACCUUUACCAGUUUGAUGACAUCUCGGGCAAAAUUGAGCAGUUUGGGAAAUUUGGCGUGAUUUAUUAUGACAUAAAUCAGAUCAUUUCCACGGCGGUCAUGACCUACACCAAGCACUUUGAUGCUCAUGGACGCAUCAAGGAGAUCCAAUAUGAGAUAUUCCGCUCGCUGAUGUAUUGGAUCACCUUCCAGUACGAUGACGUCGGCCGGGUCGUCAAACGUGAGAUCAAGAUUGGCCCCUUUGCCAACACCACAAAGUACAGCUAUGAAUACGACGUAGAUGGUCAACUCCAGACCGUGUACUUAAAUGAAAAGGUGAUGUGGCGUUACACAUAUGACCUGAAUGGAAACCUGCACCUGCUGAACGCGGGCAACAGCGCCAGACUCCUUCCUCUGCGCUAUGACCUGAGGGACCGCAUUACCCGCCUGGGAGACAUCCAGUACAGAAUGGAUGAAGACGGCUUUCUCCGUCAGCGAGGAGCUGAAAUCUUUGAGUACAACUCAAAAGGCCUAUUAGUCCGGGUCUACAGCAAGAGCAGUGGCUGGACAAUCCAGUACCGGUAUGAUGGUCUUGGUCGCAGAGUCUCCUCCAAAACCAGUUUGGGACAACACCUACAGUACUUCUACGCCGACCUGAGCUACCCCGCCCGGAUCACUCACGUGUAUAACCACUCCAGCUCUGAGAUUACCUCCUUCUACUACGAUCUCCAAGGUCACGUAUUUGCCAUGGAGAUCAGCAGCGGUGAGGAAUUCUACAUCGCCUGUGACAACACUGGCACGCCUUUAGCGGUCUUCACCAGCAACGGCCUUCUUGUAAAACAGCUCCAGUACACGGCAUACGGCGAGGUCUACUUUGACUCAAACCCAGACUUUCAGUUGGUGGUGGGGUUUCACGGAGGGCUGUACGACUCCCUCACCAAACUGCUUCACUUUGGAGAGAAAGAUUAUGAUAUAAUGUCAGGCAGGUGGACAAUUCCAGAUAUAUCUGUUUGGAAAUCUGUUGGCAAAGAACCGGCGCCUUUUAAUCUAUACAUGUUCCGGAAUAAUAAUCCCAUCAGCAAAGUCCACGAGGUCAGAGAGUAUGUUGCAGACGUCAACAGCUGGCUGGUUACCUUCGGCUUCCAUCUGCAUAACACCAUCCCUGGUUUUCCGGUGCCAAAGUUCGACUUGAGCAUGCCGUCUUACGAGCUAAGGAAGAGCCAGUUGUGGGAUGAUCUGCCGUCUAUCUCUGGGGUCCAGCAGGAAGUAACCAGACAAGCGCACUCUCUCCUGUCAUUCGAGCGGCUGCCAGAGGUCCAUCUGAGAAGAGGUCGCAGAGGUGAAAAGUCUUGGCUGUGGUUCUCAGCGGCAAUGUCUCCCAUCGGGCGAGCGGUAAUGUUCGCAAUAUACAAAGGCAGCAUCCACACUCACACACUCAACGUGGCAAGUGAGGACUGCAUCAAGGUUGCGACAAUCCUCAACAACGCCUUUUAUCUGGAAGACCUUCACUUUACCAUAGAAGGACGAGACACGCACUACUUUGUCAAGCCCGGACUUCCGGACGCCGACCUUGCCGCGCUGCACCUCACCAGUGGACACAAAACUCUCGAGAACGGCGUCAACGUGACCGUGUCCCAGUCCACCACAGUCAUGGACAGUCGUACUCGCCGCUUCGCUGAUGUAGAAAUCCGCGCCGGAGCCCUCGCUCUUCACAUCCGAUACGGAUCGACGGUGGACGAGGAGAAAGCGCGAGUUGUGGAGCUAGCACGGCAGCGUGCAUUGGCAGGCGCUUGGGCAAGAGAACAGCAGCGGGUGCGAGACGGUGAGGAGGGGGUGCGUCCUUGGACAGAGGGGGAGAAGAGGCAGCUUCUGAGCAGUGGCAAAGUCCUGGGCUAUGACGGAUACUACGUGCUGUCCAUCGAGCAGUACCCGGAACUAGCGGACAGUUCUAACAACAUUCACUUUCUUCGGCAAAGUGAAAUCGGUAAGAGGUAACAAUACGAGAGCUGCAUUUUCUGCCAAAGAGACUAUUUUUUGGUAGAGACGAAAAAGGACACACAAGCAGCGCUAAUCAAGGUUGCUGACAUGUACCAUGAGUGUUGAUGUGCUUUUGUUAACAAAAAAGAGAAAAAAAAAAAACGGGAAAAGAACGAAAACAAUAACGGGGUCAAAAGCAAUGCUGUGCAUUGUGACUCGGGACUACAGAGUAAAUGUACAAGUACACCGAGCCUUAACAUGGCAAUUACAGGUCAAUUCCUCUGUAGCACAAGACUCUGAGGCAGAGGAACUGUUGUGUGUUUGGGGACACCGUGAGCCUAUUUAGGUGUUUUGUUUUAUUUCUCUUUUUGUUCCUAUGUUUUACUCAACUUCUGACUGAACAGAUAGUACAUGAGCAAUGGUAAUGUUUACAUUUUUGCAUUUCUGCACUUCUAUGGUACAGAGCUCACGUGGAAACCGCAGUGUACUGAGCAAAUGUGUGUUUUUAGGAUGAAGUCAUUCUGAUGUUAGCGAUAUCCUCACCAAACAGCCACUACGUAUGCCAGAUUUAGCACUGUAUACAUCCAAAUGUCUUUCUUUCUGUAUGAGAUGCUUUAAAACUAAAAAAUAAACAGUUUUCAUGUUUAAAUAUCCAGUAUUCAUUGUGAGAAUAAAGAUUGUGAAAGAAUGAUGAACUCUGUUCGGGGGUGAAAGACACCGACGUGUCUUUGAUAGCACAGGGACACCAUGUUUUGUAAAUUAUGAAAGAGUUUUAUGGCUUUUUUUGUUUUGUUUUCUAUUGAAACUGAAUCAAUGUCUGUACUAGUCAAACUACCAGUAAUUUAUGUUGUGUUUCUACAUAACAAAUAAAGUCCAGCUGAUUGAUUGAU